Gavia stellata (red-throated loon) is the source of this 834-nucleotide messenger RNA. It is a transcript of the gene ADAT2, whose product is annotated as adenosine deaminase tRNA specific 2. The record is from RefSeq and is a predicted model, not a curated record. Lineage: Eukaryota; Metazoa; Chordata; Aves; Gaviiformes; Gaviidae. The transcript has 6 exons. Bases 17 to 538 code for a protein of 173 amino acids. Gene Ontology annotation, molecular function: zinc ion binding; tRNA-specific adenosine-34 deaminase activity. Gene Ontology annotation, biological process: tRNA wobble adenosine to inosine editing. Gene Ontology annotation, cellular component: cytoplasm; nucleus.
UCCGCCGGUGCCGGCCAUGGAGGAGGAGGCGGUGGCCUGGAUGGACCAGGCCCUCGACGUGGCUAAAGAGGCGCUGGAGAAUGGGGAGGUUCCCGUCGGUUGCCUCCUGGUGUACAACGGCGAGGUCAUAGGGAGGGGCAGGAACGAGGUCAACGAGACGAAGAACGCUACUCGACAUGCAGAAAUGGUGGCAAUUGAUCAGGUCCUUGACUGGUGCAAGCAACACAACAGAGAUUAUACAGAAGUGUUUCCACAGUCAGUAUUGUAUGUAACUGUAGAGCCUUGUAUCAUGUGUGCAGCAGCCAUCCGCUUGAUGAAAAUUCCACGGGUCGUAUAUGGCUGUCAAAAUGAGCGAUUUGGAGGCUGUGGCUCCGUUUUGAGCAUCUCAUCUGAUGAUAUGGUAGACACAGGAGAACCAUUUGAAUGCAUUUCUGGCUAUCGUGCCAAAGAAGCAGUGGAAAUGUUAAAAGCUUUCUACAGACAAGAAAAUCCCAAUGCACCAAAAUCAAAAGUACGGAAAAAGGACCAUCGUAAUUAGCCCUACGCUAAUGGGAGACAGAAACUUACCAAAAAAUGAUGCAUGAAGGUUUCUUCAGCGUCCUUCUUUUUUCAAAUGUACAGUCCAAUUACACUAUGUCUAAUGUUCUGUACAGAGUUUUUACUAAUACGAUACUUGCUACCUGUUCCUGCGUUUCUAUGUAUGUGACUUCUUGUUAUCAUACAUGACCAAGCAGAAGAAUAAGUGGCUGUUUUUAGAAAGAGGAAAAUUUAUGGUUCAAGUUCACUUGUUUACAGCCAGAUGGAUCCAUUAAAAUGAUGCCAUUCUGUACAGCA